CCUCAACAAAGAACCCACACACUAUAGAUACUCCUAAACCAUCGAUGAUGGCAUACAUCCCCAUUACGUCACCACCCCCAGAUCCAGAAACCCAGACCAUCCAGAUUUAUAACCCCUUUCACGCCAUUAGUCAAUGCCACCUAACUUAGCCAGCUCAAUCAAUCCUCGCCCAAAAAAAAAUAAAAUGCCUCGCAUCCCCUCUCCAUCUUUUAAGUUGACAAGACAAAUCCCAUCUGCAACAAGAACCCUCCUCAACAUAUCAACCCCAAAAACACUCACCCUCACUACCUCCCGGAUCAUCCGGCUCCCUCUACCUGCAGCAACAUCCCCCAAACGAAACCACAGCACAACAUCAAAUCUCAACAAAUACACCGCCGGGAACAUGACGAGUCAACCCCCCAAAAACGAGAUGGUCUAUUUCCCCGGCGUCAUGUCGCCGAGCCGGAAGUUCGGGGUGUUCCGCAAGGUUCUCCACACGGGCUUGUACUCGCAGUUUGUGGCCAUGGAGGUGCCGGUUAAUGGGGAGAUUGGGGAUGAGGUGCAUACAGUUGACCAGACUUUGAUUUUCACACACGGGACGGGUAAGGCGAUUGUCGCUGGCAAGGAGCAAGAGGUGAAGCAGGGGGAUGUGGUGAUUGUGCCGGCGGGAACGCAGCACCAGUUCCUGAAUGCGGGCAAUACGCCCCUCGAGUUGGUGACUAUCUAUGCUCCCGCGGAGCACGAUCCUCGCACGGUGCACCAGACUAAGGAGGAAGGCGACGCCCAAGAGGAGGCGGGUGAGGAUGAAGCGCCAGAGUGGAGUCAGCGGAGUAAGAGCGAGAACGAGAGGAUUGGAUUGGUCAAGGUGCCACAAUAGCUGGAAUUGGCAACGGAAAUCAUGUCCAAUCUAGUAUUCCAUAAAGCACAGAUGAUUCAUUGAAACAGCAACACUGCAGUCAAUUGCGACGUUCUUCUGAUGAUCCAACCAUGUUAUCCAUAAACCUCCCCACUUUAGCUUUCGG
Messenger RNA from Aspergillus uvarum CBS 121591, 1001 nucleotides. Its product is annotated as cupin domain-containing protein. The record is from RefSeq and is a predicted model, not a curated record. NCBI's taxonomy places the organism in Eukaryota, Fungi, Ascomycota, Eurotiomycetes, Eurotiales, Aspergillaceae. The transcript is spliced from 2 exons. The coding region runs from base 383 to 856 and encodes 157 amino acids.